ACGCCCGCUCCGCCGGGGAUAAAGGAGCGCAGCGCCCCCCGUCACGUGUCUGUCCGCCUCCGACGCUGACGGGGCUCGGCGGCCAAUUUUUAGCCGGCCUGUCGCUAGUUGGCUACCCGCUUGUUUAUUUAGAGCGAAGUUGGCCACUGAUAGCCGGGAGUCGGCAUUGCGCGGCCGGCGGGCGGGUCGGGUCGGUCCUCAGUCGUCGAGCGGGGUCAGUCCGUUUCGGGAUCAGCAGUAGUAGGACGGCAGCACCAUGGACAGCGCGGAACGGUGCUCCAAACGGGGGCUGCUAAUGCAGGUGCUGACUGCCGUGUCUCUCUCCACCAUGGGCUUCAACCUGGGGGCGUCGCAGGCAUUCACGGGCGUCUUCACGGAGCAGAUGACCUCCGCUCGGGCCGACCUGGCGCUCACCCGCUCGCAGAUCUCCUGGGUGGCGGCCAUCUUCGCCAUGGGAAACAUGAGCGGCUUCCUGAUGUCCAGCUACGCCAACCCGCGGCUGGGCACCGUGCGCAUCGUGCAGCUGUGCGCGCCGGUGGUGGCCGCCGGCUGGCUGGUGCUGGCGCUCGGUAACAGUUUCUGGACGGUGCUGGCCGGCCGCGCGCUGACCGGGGUCGGCAUCGGCACCAGUCUGGGGCCCACCAUCACACACAUCGGCGAGAUCACGUCCGUCAACCUCCGCGGCGUGCUGGCCAUCUUCAUCAACGUCAUGAUCAGCAUCGGCAUGCUGAGCAUCUUCCUGAGCGGCUGGCUGAUGGGCUGGCGCCACGCCUGUCUGGCGGUCGGGAUCGGGCCCAUCCUGCUCAUGUUUGUCGUCACCCUCGUGCUGCCGCGCUCCGCCAAGUGGAUCAUCUCCAAGGGCCACCCGGAGGAGGAGGCGCAGCGCUCGCUGCACUUCUACCACGGCAAGGACUACGACGUGCACCAGCAGAUACAGAGCAUCCGGGAGUCGCUCGGCGACGAGCACCGGCACGACGCGUCGCUGCUGCAGGUGCUGAGCCUGCUCAGACACCGGCACAACCUCGUCCCGUUCGGCCUGAUGCUCGGCAUCUACACGUUCUUCGUGUUCUCGGGCGGCUUCACCACGGCCUCGUUCGCCCCGGUCAUCUUCAAGGAUGUCGGUGGGUUCAGCAACCCGUACAUCGGCUCGAUCCUGCUGGGCGUGCUCAGAGUGGUGGCUUCCGUCGCCGCCAGCAUCGUGAUCCGCAAAUGCGAGCGGAACAGCCUGCUCUUCAUCAACAGCGUGGUUGGCGGCGUAGCCUGCCUGAUCAGCGGCUUCUUCUUCUACUAUAGCGCCGCGCUGGCCGACUACGCCUGGGUGUCUCUGGUCUCGGUGCUGGUGAUCGUGGGCACCAUGUCGCUGGGAAUCGCGCCGCUCACCAACGUGCUGCUGACGGAGCUGCUGCCGAACGCCGUGCGAGCCGAGCUCGGCGGCAUCCUGCUGCUCUACUACGGCACCGCCAGCUUCGCCAUGGUCUACUGCUUCCCGCUGGUGGCCGACAGUGUCGGCAUGGCCAGCGUCUUCUGGUUCUUCGCUCUGAUGCAGGUGCUGAUGGCUGCGUUCGCCAAACUGUGUCUGCCGCACACCAACGGGAAAUCCAUCGAGGAGAUUCAGAAGCUGUUUGUGAAAAAUAUUACGAAUGUCGCCAGCGAUCCCAUCCAUCUCCACGCCAAAAUGAACAAAACUAAUGGUGGUUUGGCCUAUCAGACAUUCCAGGUGGAAGACCUUGAGAGGCGACCGGCACCUUCGGAGUCGUAACGUGUUUCACCCUGUCCUAGAAACUUCUCAGUGAACGAUGUUUUGAUAAUAUUAAUUGUGUAUCCUGUAAAACGCAAUAUGUGUCAGCAUCAUUAGCGAGCUUAUUGAAACAGUGAGUUCAAUUAGACUGCAUUUUAUAUGUUCAUGGCCAUUCAUCAAUAGCCUCAUUCUAGUUAUUUGCACUUAUCGUUACGGAUACGAUGCUUAGGCGUAUUGGAGCAGUUAAGGUCUGGCUUGGCUACAUAGUAAACUAUGUGUUUUCUGCGUGCGUUUUUUGCGGUUUUGCGUUUUUUUUUUGCGUAAUAUCGUUCUAGAAAAAAAAAAGUUAUAAAUAAUACUACUUUUACAUUUGUUGAGCAUUAGUUAUGUACAAAAGUUAACAUCACUCUUAAAUUGACUAAAAUUUAAUAUAAAAACAUCAAAAAACGUAAUAUCGUGUUUUUAUUCUAGAACGAUAUUACGCAAAACCCGUAAACCCGCAAAAACGCACGCAGAAAACGCAUAGUGUAGCCAGGCCUUUAGUGUCCCAUAUAUCGAAUAUCACCGAGUGAUAAAUGCUGUGAACUACUGUGUCAUUUCAAACUGUAAGUUCUACUGAACCGCCUAGAUAAAACAUUUUCUAUAUGCACUAAUAAAGUGAGCAUGGAAAUG
This is a messenger RNA of Amphibalanus amphitrite, 2410 nucleotides long. Its product is annotated as facilitated trehalose transporter Tret1-like. NCBI's taxonomy places the organism in Eukaryota, Metazoa, Arthropoda, Thecostraca, Balanomorpha, Balanidae. Gene Ontology annotation, cellular component: membrane. Gene Ontology annotation, biological process: transmembrane transport. The record is from RefSeq and is a predicted model, not a curated record. Bases 257 to 1759 code for a protein of 500 amino acids. The transcript is spliced from 2 exons. Gene Ontology annotation, molecular function: transmembrane transporter activity.